CUGUGCGCGUGUGCGUGUGCGCGCGGUGUUCCAGGUGCAGGAUGAGCGCGCAGGUGAAGGCGGCUGGGCGGGAACACCUGUACAAGGUGCUGGUGAUCGGAGAGCUGGGCGUGGGCAAGACGUCCAUCAUCAGACGCUACGUGCACCGCAGCUACUCCAGCAACUACCGCGCCACCAUCGGCGUGGACUUCGCGCUCAAAGUGCUGCCGUGGGACGCAGACACGGUGCGCCUGCAGCUGUGGGACAUCGCAGGUCAGGAGCGUUUCGGCAACAUGACGCGCGUCUACUACCGCGAGGCCGUGGGCGCCUUCAUCGUGUUCGACGCCACACGGCCGACCACCUUGGAGGCGGUGGCCAAGUGGAAGUCGGACCUGGACGCCAAGCUGACGAGGGCAGACGGGCGCGGUGUGGCCGCCGUGCUGCUGGCCAACAAGUGCGACCACGGGCGCGAGAUGGGCGGCGGCGUCAAGAUGGAGCAGUUCUGCAGAGACCACGGCUUCGCGGGCUGGUUCCAGACCUCCGCCAAGGACAACCUCAACAUCAACGAGGCGGCCAUCUUCCUGGUCAAGCACAUCAUGGCGAGCGAGCACAACGUGCCGAGGACAGCAGCACCCGACACCGUCACGCCGCGCCUCCACCGCCGCCAAGACCCCGCCAGCUGCUCGGGCUGCCUCAAGUGAUGCCAGGACGCGUCUGGGGGGGACCCAGGAGGGACGGACAGGAAGUGACGCGAUGUUCAGCGGAGGUGCAACCCCCCCCACUCUCCGGCGUCCUCACAAACGGAUCGUCAAUCACCUGACAUUUUGCACACCUUUAAUGUCCAAAUCCUCAUUUUAACUUAUUUGCUUACCACUGACUGUGCUUGUUCAUCUUCCGUGUCUGUUUCCAUGGCAACCAUUAUUCAAUCGUUAGCCUUCCGAACAUUAGCAUGCUAGCUUUUCUGCUAAUUACGCAGGUACACGCCUGGGUGUCAAACUAAAAUUAUACCUGUUAGCAUGCUAACAGUAGCAUGCUAGCUUUUUAAAAAAUCAUUUAACAGGUACACACCACAGAGUAAUAUAUUUUGGUACUUAGUUAGAAUUUUAGCAUGCUACAUUAGCAUGCUAGCUUUUUUAGAUCAUUUAACAGGUACUCACCUCAGAGUAAUAUAUUUUGGUACUUACAGUUACAAUUUUAGCAUGCUAGCUUAUUUUUUUAGAUCAUUUAACAGGUAGACACCACAGAGUAAUAUAUUUUGGUACUUAGUUAGAAUUUUAGCAUGUUAACAUUAGCAUGCUAGCUUUUUUAGACAAUUUAACAGGUACUCACCCCAGAGUAAUAUAUUUUGGUACUUAGUUACAAUUUUAGCAUGCAAACAUUAGCAUACUAGCUUUUUAAAUCAUUUAACAGUUACUCACCACAGAGUAAUAUAUUUUGAUACUUACAGUUAGAAUUUUAGCAUGCUAACUUUUUUCCAAUCAUUUAACAGGUACACAUCACAGAGUAAUAUAUUUUGGUACUUAGUUAGAAUUUUAGCAUGCUAGCUUUUUUAGACAAUUUAACAGGUACUCACCUCAGAGUAAUAUAUUUUGGUACUUACAGUUAGAAUUUUAGCAUGCUACCAUUAGCAUGCUAGCUUUUUUUUUUAGAUCAUUUAAGAGGUACUCACCUCAGAGUAAUAUAUUUUGAUACUUACAGUUAGAAUUUUAGCAUGUUAACAUUAGCAUGCUAGCUUUUUUAGAUCAUUUAACAGGUACUCACCUCAGAGUAAUAUAUUUUGGUACUUACAGUUAGAAUUCUAGCCUUAGCAUGCUAGCUUUUUUAGAUCAUUUAACAGGUACUCACCUCAGGGUAAUAUAUUUUGGUACUUAGCUAGAAUUUUAGCAUGCUAACAUUAGCAUGCUAGCUUUUUUUUUAGAUCAUUUAACAGUUACUCACCACAGAAAAAUAUAUUUUGGUACUUACAGUUAGAAUUUUAGCAUUAUGUGGUCACUUUGUUGUCCUUGUUUUGGACAUGAUAUUGUUGUCUUGUUCUAGGGUUGUAGUUUGUAAUCAGAUUAUUCAUCAAUGUGUAU
Molecule: messenger RNA, 2054 nt
Organism: Entelurus aequoreus (snake pipefish)
Lineage: Eukaryota; Metazoa; Chordata; Actinopteri; Syngnathiformes; Syngnathidae
Product: ras-related protein Rab-38-like
Exons: 3
Coding region: 42-680 (212 amino acids)
Biological process (GO): vesicle-mediated transport
Cellular component (GO): trans-Golgi network; Golgi apparatus; vesicle
Molecular function (GO): GTP binding; GTPase activity
Source: RefSeq, a predicted model, not a curated record